Mizuhopecten yessoensis (Yesso scallop) is the source of this 3221-nucleotide messenger RNA. RefSeq names its product probable cytochrome P450 12d1 proximal, mitochondrial. NCBI's taxonomy places the organism in Eukaryota, Metazoa, Mollusca, Bivalvia, Pectinida, Pectinidae. Gene Ontology annotation, molecular function: oxidoreductase activity, acting on paired donors, with incorporation or reduction of molecular oxygen; iron ion binding; monooxygenase activity. Bases 1 to 1575 code for a protein of 524 amino acids. The record is from RefSeq and is a predicted model, not a curated record. The transcript is spliced from 10 exons.
AUGGCUGCUACGGGUGUAAGGUCGAGUCGGUUGUUACAAGUGCUACAUAAUGCUGUCCCCAGAACUUCCCUUGUCCAUACGGCCGCUGUCUUUGAUAGUACAGCGGGGGACGCCAAACCAUUCCACGACAUUCCCGGUCCCAGUGGUAUCUACAAUGUGCCAUACAUUGGCACAAUGUUACAGUUCAAGCCAUUUUCUGACGUCGGUACACGGGAUAUAGAAAGCCUGUUGCGGACGUUCCGGGAGAGGUACGGAGACAUCUCGAAGUUCCGUAUGGGUGGUGACUACUGUGUGUGCAUUUUCUCGCCCAAUCUCUGUCAACAGGCACUGGCCGAUAGUCCAAAAUUCCCAGAGAGGUUCAGUCUUCAAAUGUUUAAGACAUUUUACGAAAGAACGGGAGAACAGCAAGGCCUCUUUUUACUGAACGGCGAAAACUGGGCUCGUGUUCGGAAGCCUACACAGAAAUUGACAAACCGGCCGACCAGUCUCGAGCCAUACCUACCAAAACUUUGUAUCGUAGCAGACGACUAUGUGCACAAGCUCCGACAAUCUUUGUUCAUGGACGACGUACUACAGUCAUUAUACCGUUUCACUACUGAAAGUAUCGGCAUGCUCUGUUUCAACAAGCGUCUUGAGUGCCUUGACGGGGGUCAUACGUUUGACACUAUCAUUUAUGGGCUUGACAUAUUCGUGGAAGCUAUUAACAAGGACCUCAAGGCCUUAAUGCGGCCAUCCAAAUACCUAAAGCUGAAGACACCAUUUUACAGGAAAUUUGAACGAACUUUUCUUGGUUUAAGAAAUCUAUGUAAGGAACACGUCACCGAGCUUAUUGAUGAGUAUCAUCACCUAGAGGAGGCGGGAUUGCUGGAGACCCACAUGGCGAAGGACUCCAACAUGGUAUUCACUCUACUUCAGGACAAACGCCUUGACGAAGGAACCGUCACGACAACGGUUACCGACAUGUUUAUAGGAGGCGUAGAUGCUGCAGCGAAGACUAUGAGUCUAGUUCUACAGAAUCCUUCCAUCCACCCAGACAAACAGGAAAAGUUGUAUGAAGAGCUCCAAGCCGCCGGUCUCUCCUCGGGGCAGCCCCUCACCAACAGAGUUCUGUCGUCACUGUCCUAUCUGAAUGCCUGCAUCAAAGAGUCUAUGAGACUUCACUAUCCAUCCUCUGGGGGAGUACUGAGGACCUUGUCAUCAGAUAUGGUCAUAGGAGGAUACCAUGUCCCUAGGAAAACAUAUGUCCUGGUAGGCAAUUCCUUAAUGGUAAAGGACAAUCGGUACUUUGAAGACCCAGAACAGUUCAUGCCAGAGCGGUGGCUUCGCUCGAACACAACAACAUCUCAGGUUGUCAAAGCUUUCGCCAAUUUACCAUUUGGUCAUGGGAACAGAAACUGUGUUGGAAAGCGUUUUGCAGAGAGGGAAAUGCAAAUUGGUGUCGCAAAGCUGAUCCAGAACUUCAGAAUUAGCCUCCCUACCGGAUAUCCGGUCGUCCCACACGUGUACCAGACUUUCGCUGAACCCAAGGGUAAACUUUUCACAGUUGGAGAUCCGGGAGUGAUUUUACGCAUAUGAACCGUAUCUGAAUCCGACACACAUUUUAGAAGAGACUUGUUGUUAUAAGCAAAUCUUAAAUCUACGUAUGGAUAAGUCAGAUACUAGACGCUGAUAUCAGAACAAUUAUCUGUAUGCUAACCGCAAUCCAGAAUGUAGGUGAUGGUAUCAGGUAACUUAAUGUUGUAGGUUUCACAGACGUUGUGUUUGUAUAAAGUAACACCCUUUGAUAUAUCUAAAUAAAAAUCAUGUAGUAGGAAAUAAUAUCUUUGUUCUAACGAUUACGUAAAACCAAUGACGAUCCAAAACUCACCCUUAACGGCCAACCUAUUCCUGUAGUAGAACAGACUAAAUUCAUAGGCGUUAUAUUUGAUAAAAAAAUAUCGUUCCCUCCUCAUAUCAAGUACCUUAAGGCUAAAUGCAUUAAGGCACUUAACCUUUUAAAGGUAAUCUCCCAUACUGACUGGGGUGCUGAAAAGAAAGAAUUGCUAAGAAUCUAUAGAGCACUUAUAGAUCCAUUGUUUACGGAUCCGCAAGAGAGUCGUACCAUAAAUUGUUGGAUACCGUACAUCACAAGGGUCUUAGACUUCCACUUGCAUUCAAAACCACGCCAGUUGCUAGUCUCUACGUGGAAGCAAACGAACUAUCACCUUAAAUUGAAAAUCGUCGAAAGAAACUGUCAUUGCAGUAUACAAUUCAAUUAAAAUCAAAUCCUUCAAAUCAAUCCUAUUCACCUCGUAUUCAAUCAAAAUUAUGAAUCUUUAUUCCAAAGUGUAUUCCGACCUUUAGUAUUCACAUUAAAUCGCCAUAAUAAAUGUUUAUGCAAUUCAAUCAUUUGGAACAACUGAUGUUCCUCAAUGGCUUUAGACUUCGCCCGAGGUUGACUUUACACCACAUGAAACAGUAAAAUCUGACACUGAAACUUAUGCCUUUCGUUUUAUCUUUUUCGAAAUUGCAGUUGAAAUAUAAAGACUUUAAACCAUUUUAUCCUGAUGGUUCGAAAGGCGAUCAUAAAGUCACCGAAGCCAUAGUUGCAACAGAUGCCGCUUUUGGAUACCGGUUACCAAAUGAUGCAUCAAUAUUUUCUGCAAAAUCCCACGCUAUCUAUCUGGCCCUUGAACACAUUCAAUCAACUGGUGUACCGAAGUCAAUAUUCUAUUCUGAUUCUUUUUCUGUUCUACAGAGCAUUCGCAACAAAACUUUAAAGAAUAUCUCAAUUAGGAAAUUGAUAACACUAUCACAUAGUAUUACCUCAAAAUGUCACAUUACAUUAUGCUUGGUUCCCGGACAUGUGGGAAUACCAGGUAAUGAAAAGGCAGAUCGCGCCGCCAAAGCGGUUUUAUUGCUACCACUUGUUGAUAUUAAACUUCAUUUUAAAGAUUUUAAACCGUUAAUGACAAAUUUUGUAAAAUCAAAGUGGCAAAAUAUUUGGAAUCAAUGCGUAGACAAUAAAUAACACUGUGUCAAACCAAAAAUCGGUGAAUGGUAUCCAAGCUAUAGAGGAAACCGCCAAUACGAGGUUGUCCUUAUAUUACCCGUCUCCGAAUUGGUCAUUCCUACAUAACCCAUUCUUAUUUAUUGGAAAACGAAGACCAGCCUCAAAGCAUAGCAUGUAACGAACCAUUUACAGUGAAACACUUGUUAUUAAAUAGCAUUGACCUACAGCC